Lytechinus variegatus (green sea urchin) is the source of this 4984-nucleotide messenger RNA. RefSeq lists its product as uncharacterized. Gene Ontology annotation, molecular function: ubiquitin protein ligase activity. The coding region runs from base 116 to 1630 and encodes 504 amino acids. The record is from RefSeq and is a predicted model, not a curated record. NCBI's taxonomy places the organism in Eukaryota, Metazoa, Echinodermata, Echinoidea, Temnopleuroida, Toxopneustidae. Gene Ontology annotation, biological process: ubiquitin-dependent protein catabolic process; protein ubiquitination. The transcript has 2 exons.
UAGUAGGAGUAGGAGUAGGAGUAGGAGCUGAGCUGCCCGUGAAGGACGUCAUGAAGAUACAUUGUAGGUGUGUGAAUGAAUGAGAUGCUGAGUGAAAAUUGACUCAAGAAUCAAGAUGGCUAACUCUUUCUCCAUCCUGUUGUCAUACAUUGACAACCUUCUAUGGGGUUGCACACAACUAUUUUAUGCGAUUGUCUUCAUCAUCAAUUUCAACUACCAGCUCGUGAUGAGUAUAUAUAGAUGCAUUGUCCAACUAUGGGCGCUGUCAAUACAAACUGUGCUGUAUACUGCCAAUGCUUUUGUGUUCAGCAUCGAGUUCCUUGCCGGGUUACCGGUCCGGAGUUACCACAUGGGAAAGUACCUGAUUGAACUAGUCCAGAACCUGAUGAGCAAUGCAAUUCAAGGUUUUAUGUCAUGGUCCUGGGAAGCUCUUGUGUACACUGGGGAGUUGCUGGGAAACAUCGUUAAGAAUCUACUGUUAGCAUUCAUGAGUAUUUGGACUCAGUUUUUAAAUCUAGUCGUCUUCCAGUUUACCCUGCUUGCUGAUCUUUUCACUUCACUGAUUGGAUCGACCUACAGUCAUAUGAAAGAAGCUCAAGAAAACACUGUACAUCUCAUGCACAGUGUUGGAAGUGAUACCAGAGAAUGUGUGCAAGGUGUCUGCAGCCUAAUCUACCAGUUCUUCAUCACUGGAGUAGCCUACCCUAUUUCAUUUGUAAAUGCUUGCACCAAAAAUAUGAUCGAUGGACUGUAUAUCUUUAUGAGCAUAUUGAAGGCUAUAGAAGAGUUUGUUCUUGGAAUUUUUGAAGAUGUGAUCGAGUUGUUGUAUUCAAGCAUCAGCAUCAUUAUGAAUGUUUUUUAUGAUAUUGUGAAUGCUUUCAAAGAAAUAUCCACAUUCUUUAUCAAUGUAAUAGACUAUGUUGGCCAAGCUCUGAUUGACUCUGUUGAUAGUGCUGCAGAAGCAUACUCAUCACUUACUUUGUUCGUUGGAAAGAACUGGGUCGCCCUCUUGGCUCUAGCUCUCUGUGUAUUCGUGGUGUGGGUUACUAUCUAUAUGAACGGACAACACGAGAGAAAUAUCCAACACAUCAUCCAUGAUCUCACUCGGCUAGUGAAUAACUUCACACAAUCUAGAUCACGCAAUGUCAACAGAGAACCCCUGAGACCUGAAGGUCAUCUUCACCAGGAUGUUCUUCCUGAAGAUCAGCAGCAAGGUGACCUUGAUGUUCUUAAUGAAGCAGAAGAGAAUAGAGAUGAUGUCUUGGAUCAGGAUGUACCAGCAGGUGCAGUAGGAGGUUUAGGAGACCAUCCUGGUCCAAGCCGAUCAACCCACCACACACCAUACUCAUUUCGAUCACGGCCAUUCACACCGUCGGGUGAACCCGCUGAAGGAAGUGGCUCGGUUGAAUGUCUUGUGAGUAAACUUAAGAACAGAUUAAGCGAGGAACAGGAAAGACAAGCAUGUGUGGUAUGUCUGGAUGCAGUGAAGAAUACACUCUUCAUGCCAUGUCGUCACCUGUGUGUCUGCGUACCCUGUGCAGACAGAAUAGUCAGUAAUGAUGACAUAUAUAUGCGGAUCUGUCCUCUGUGUAGAUCUAGGAUUGGAUCGAUUGUUGAGGUUUAUAGUUGAGUAAAAAAGACAUAUUGCGAGGUCAUUUAAAAUGAACUUCCUUGCUGCUAAUUAUUUGUGUGAUGAUCGUUCAAAAUGAUCUUUCAUCGCAAGAUUUUUUAAAGUAAACCAAAGCAGCUUUAAAUUAGGUCUACAUGAAUAUGUUUCUUGCUUACUGAUACCAAAUACAAUGUAUAUGAAAGUCAAAGGUAUAUGAUCAACUGUACUGUCAUCCUACAUAAUGACAGCAAUAGAAUGAGUGGUUGAAAUCAAUGUUCAUGUUCCCAUAUUCAAGCUUAGCCUACAUUGUGAAGGGAGCCACGCAAGGUUCUCUAGUCUGAUUAGGAAUUCCUUGAGUUGCUCUGCAUUCUUGACAGUGACUUCUCGCAAUCUCCAUUUUUUUUAUCGAUGAUGAGGAUUUGCAAUGAAUAGACUCCCACUGAUGUAGUAGUUUGUAGAGACUUUUCAAUUUGCAUGUUCACUAGUGGACGACUAAGGAUGUCAUAAUAGUCUGUUCUGUGUUCAUGGCAUACAUGUACAAACAAAGUGGAGUGAAGCAACACACUGACCAUACCCCAAAAUUCCACUGAUGUUGCCUGACAUAUCAAUUAUUUGUGACAUCAACAGGGGUCCCCUAAAUAACAGGAAGUGGACAGUGUACUGGCAAAGAAAAUGCUGUGUAUUGCCAUCAGCUAAAGCAAACUCUUUGCACUCAACUAGUAAAUCAAAAAGUUCUAUGUUUAGAAGUUGGAUCAAAAGCUUGAGUUUCUGUACCAUCAGUUGUUCCACUCAACUCUGUUAAGUACACUUUCAUAGUAUACAUGUAAGUGUCUUGAGAUGUUAUUGAAAUGGUAGUCAAAUGUUAGAAAUUUUUAAUACUCAGAAAAGACUUUGAUUCCUUUCUGUUACAAGCUGUGUUCUAGUAACUGUGGACUGUGCAACAGUCAUUUAUUUUAAAUUCAUUCCUAUGUAUAUUUCCAUCCUGAAUCUUCAGUACUUUGAUUUUAUUUCUAAGCUUGCCAAUGCCAAAUGUGGAUUUUUUUUGUUUUGUGUCUUGUGUUUACAAGUUCUAGUAAGGAAAUUGCUAUAUUUGACUCUCAUUCGACAUGUAAUUUUAAAAACUUACAAAAGUGUAUAUAGUAUGUGGAGUGGACUUUGAUAUUGUCAUUAACUGAUUUCUUAUGAAAUUUUGAAGAUGACCAUUCAGGCCUGAAAUUUCUGUUUUAGGGCAAGGCCAAUUUUCAAAAGGGCAAAGUUGUAUUUCACAUCAAUGUAGGAAAAUAAAAAAGGGCACGGAAAACAUCAACUGGCCUGCGAAAUAGGCAUUGUGGCCAACAAUGCCCAUCCAAGGUCAUGGCCAGAGAUUAAUUUAAGGUAGGUUUGAAGCCAUGACCAUUACUGAGAUAUAGCACCCUCUAAUGUUAUUAAAAAAUAUAGGUAUUCCAAGCACUUUUCUUGGAAAAAAAAACCAUUCGUGUACUUUGCAUAUUGUAUAUUUAUGAACAUUUUACAUGUAUAUUGAAAUGUCCCCUUGCAUGCUUGAAAGUGUUUUUAUCCAAAAAUUCAGAAAAUUAGGUUCCAUUUUGUUUAUUUCAUUAAAUUGUAGCAGUUAGACUGUAUGUUUCAAACGAAAACAUACAUGUUUUUUUAUAUGAGACAUUUGCUCAUUUGAUCUAUAAAUGAAUUUGAAAAUAAAUAAUCUGUACAUGGUAUACAUACACAUGUAGAUGAUCCCUAGAUACCAACAUUUGAUAUACAUGUAUGUACAUGUAUAAUAAACUUUAUGAGAAAAAUAUGCCAUAUAGGGCUGCUAUACAUAAUUAAGUACUAAAUUAGGCCUACUGUUAACAGCACUUAAUUCUUUGUAUUCAUAUCACAGACUGUACUAUUUCUAAUCCAAUCCGUAUGACUUUUUAUAAUUUACAACAUCAUUUUUGGCAAGCAAAUUGUUUGAAAAAUUAGGCACAUAUGUAUUUCAUUUUCAUCAUUGUUGAAUAUAAUCAUACCUGAUUAUCAUUUUAUUUAAGACAUGCACAUGUAAGAUUUUUUUUAAAACUUUAAUUGAAAUUGCACCUUAAUCAUUUGGAAAUAUCAUGCUUGGUACAAUGUACUUGUACAUGAUUGUUAAUCAAAUCCACCAGAGAUUUGCAUCAUGGUCAUAUAAAUUUAGUGUGUAAUAAUAUCAUUGCAUGUUACCUCAUAAUUUUUUCAGUAUUAAGAAUUUUCUGAUGAGCAGGUACAUGUAUGACAACCCCCAUUUCUAUACCCCACCCCCCGGUCCCCCCCCCCCCACAUCCUGAGAUCCACAACCUUUGUGUUCAAAUAUUUGUUUUAAUAAUACACUGUCAUUUUGGAGGUUAAUUUGGAAAGAUGUUUAUGUACAUUAGCUCAUGUACGUAUAUAUAGUUUUUCUUUCUGAUAAUUUUUUUUUCAGUAAGAACUGUGUACUGGCACUGUAGAAAUAUGAAUUAUAUUUCAAUUCAAUUCAUUUAUUUGACAUCCUUUAAAAAACAUAUGUAUCAUUUGCAGGUGGAGAGUGAAUUUCUACUGUGUACUGUAUUAUGGCAGGUGAUUAUGCACAGUGCUAUGUACAUGCAGCUCAAUUCUAUUCAUGGUAAUUUAUCAUGUAUACUCCAAGUUAUCUUGGGUUUUCCCCAUAUUAUCUGGGAGAUGUACAUGUACAUGUACCUCUGAGUUGAAUGUAAAUUGCAAAAUUAAAUGUUUGUUUUUGUGACAGUUGACUUUGGUACUACUACUGUAUCAAGCAAUUUGAUUUGAAAAUGACCUUACAUUGGAAGUUUAUUUGUGGUUUCCCCAAAUUGAUGAGGAAACCUAUGAACCUACCAGUUUAAUGUGAAUGACAAGCUGUUUAUUUUAUGGCAUUUAACUUUUGUAUCACCUGCGUUGUUUGUCGUACUCAAAGAAUUUUGUGUAAAUAAAAGAAAUGUUCUAAUGCAUGUGAAGGAAAUUGAUAUUGUUGGUAUUCUUCCUAUUCAAAUUAAUCUUGAGUAUGAUCACAUCCUGUGGGGAAAUUUGGUGAACUGAAUUAAAAUGCAUUUUCAUUAGACUACAAAAAUGCAUAAACCUAGCAAGGGAGAUAGAUCUUUGUAUGUCUCUGUUGGUAAUCAUAACUUAUGAUGUGUAUUCUUCUAUGCUUUUAAAUCAUUCAUUGUGGUAUGUGGGUAGGGAUCUGAGAUCAUUAUGUAUGUGUACAUAAGACAUGUAAACAUUGUUAUUUUGCUUAAUAAAAUGUGUCACUCUUGUACUCUUGUAUUUUGAUUUUCUGAUGAUAUACAAUACCCAGGCCUAUGUUAAUACUUUUAAUGAGAGGUGAAUUUUAUUUCUGAAAUAUUAAAUCUGUUUGAAUUGUUCUUA